GGAUUAUUGGCAGAGAGGAUCCAUCAGAUGCUUCCUAUAAGAAAGAUUCAAUUAAAGAACCAGAAAGAAUAUGCAGGCGUGUCUCCAAAAAGCUAAUAAUAAAAGGACUCAAUACCAGGAUUCCUAACAAUUGGAAGGAAUUCCUUUUAAAUGAUGAGAAUGAAAUGCAGCUCAGUCAGUUGAUCCUUGAAGAAUGGAAAAAGAUAAAAGAAAGACAGAUUCAUGUGGUGAGAUCUGUACAGUGCACCAGUGAUAGAACUACUGUUACACAUAGAGUUGAACCUAGUCUGAAAUCUUCCCACAAAGAGGUAGAUACAAAAAUUAUACUCCAUGCAAUUAACAUGAAAUGAACCUGAAAAUACAGAAAAAACUAUAGUUGUGAGAUCCCCAGAUAGCGAUGUUUUUGUACUUCUUGUGCACUUUCCAAUCAUAUUCAAACUCCAUUAAUUUUCGACACUGGUAGUGCAGACCACAUAUGACUUAUUAAAGGUGCAACAAUUAGUGCAGGGGGGUAAUUCAACGAUCAUCGACCAGUGUCAAAAUAUAUUUAAGUUUGGAUAUUUCAUCAAGACUAACAUAUAUUUUUAUUAUCUACAAAGAAACCCCCUGGAUGAACAUAAUUUCAGCUGAUAUUCCUCUUGAAACGUGGUGAAUCUUAAAAAUCAAAUAUAGAAGCUUUGAACUGAAUUUACACUUCUAAAUGGAGAGUUUAUCCAUACAUUUUCAGAAAAUAGGUAUGUCAAAGAAGAUGUUAAGCCAAAUAUUGACCUGAUAGCUCAGAAAAAAAGAAAAAAAUUCGAAUUUUCUCUCUACAGUCCUUGUUGCCCCUUUAAUGUAAAGGAAGUAGGAAAUGCGCUCAGUUCAGA
Messenger RNA from Owenia fusiformis, 866 nucleotides. The record is from the annotation of a GenBank genome assembly. NCBI's taxonomy places the organism in Eukaryota, Metazoa, Annelida, Polychaeta, Sabellida, Oweniidae.